UGCUGGGAGAAAGAAGCCAAGCAGGCACUGGGCUGGGACUGAGCUGUGAGCAGGCGAUUCAUGUCUGUUUCAGCCAGCUUGAGGGCUUCAGUGUCAGAUGACCAGUCUCCAAGAUGGCGGUUAAUGAUGGCUUCAGUCUGACCUAUCCGCACAACCCACACCCAGGAGACUUGAUUGAAGUGUUCCGUCCUUGCUAUCAGCACUGGGCACUGUACUUGGGUGAUGGCUAUGUUAUCAAUAUUGCACCUCUAGAUGGCAUUUGCUCAUCAUUUACAAGUGCCAAGUCUGUGUUCAGCACAAAGGCCUUGGUCAAAAUGCAGCUUCUGAAGGAUGUUGUGGGAAAUGACACAUACAGAAUAAAUAACAAGUACGACACCACAUACCCUCCUCUUCCUGUAGAGGAAGUGAUACAACGGUCAGAGUUCGCUAUUGGGCAGGAAGUAGCCUAUGACUUGCUGGUCAACAACUGUGAGCAUUUUGUAACCUUGCUGCGCUAUGGAGAAGGAGUGUCCGAGCAGGCCAACCGAGCAAUUGGCACCAUUGGAUUGGUGGCAGCUGGAAUUGAUAUCUUCACAUUCCUCGGCUUGUUUCCCAAAAGACAAAGAACGAAAUAUUAACAGUUUAUUGAAGAGAUUGGAAUGAAGAAAUUUGUGAGGAGAAAAAAAAAUCCUAAGGUGAAUACUUAUUUUGAAUGCAUCAUUAUUGCUCGUGGUCCCCAUGAUGGAUGGCAGACUCCGUAAUAAAUUGCUUGCUGAUUUUCAUCUUAUCAUUGAGCCAAGAAAAGUUUUUCCCCACUAGCAGAGAUUUGCCGUGGCAGCUUGAACAAAAUGCAAUUGCCUUUUGAUCGAGCCAGCUGAUGAUCUUAACAGAACGAAGACCAUGUUUUAUCUUCUGCUGUAAAUAUUGUUUUCCUUUUCCCUAAGGACAGCUGUUUUGCCAGAGGUGUGGAGAACCAUUUACAUAUGCUGCUGAGAGACAGUUGUUAGGGCCAACAUCUAAAUUUCUAUUCCUUUCCUUGUCAGAAAAAGGAGCAUGAACAUAUCUAGUAGUUUGGAUACAUGGAUAUUUAUCAUAUAUCCAAAUACUUAAGGAUCUCUGAAUGACAAAUCAUUUGAGGCAGUACCCCCAUAUGGCUGCCCCUGUGUAGGUUGAGCAUGUAAGAAGGAGAGGGGACUUUUGUGUGUGCAUAUGUGUGGAAUUCUUCUGAAUGGUGUGCAUGUGGAGGGACAGUCUUGGUCUCCACCUUUUUUUAUUUUUAUUUUAUUUUUUAAUUUUUGGAGACAGGGUAUGCUGUCCUUCACAGCUUAUGACAAACUAGCUAGCCCAUGGGCAUGCAAGGAAUCUCCCGUCUCUGCCUCCAUUUCACGGGAGGAGUUCUGGAGUUACUGAAGUGAACCAACAACCCAAGCUUCCUGUGGACUCUGAGGAUCUGAGCUCGAGACAUCAUGCUUAUGUAUAAGAUGCUUUACCCACUGAGCCCCUCCCUGAUCUCUCUCUCUCUUGUACUUUCAGACCCAGUGAGUUCAAGAAUCAGUGAUGAACAAUGGGCUGUAGUUUUAUUGAUUUAAAUGGAUCCCUCCACAUUGUAUAGUAGCUCAGUGGUUUGACCUUUGGGCCUUGGCAAGCAAUCAUUAAUAUUAACGCAAAGAGCUAUAUUUAUAAUGCAAAAUUCCUCAUCCCUUUAAAGAUGUGAACUGUAAGUCAAGGAAUCCCCUUAUUUUAUUCUUUUAUUUUACUGAUUAUGCGUUGAAUUAAACUACGUCUUAAUGUCAUUUCUGCAGAAUUCUUGAUAGCAGGUCAGGAGAGGUGGAAUGUAAGUCUUUCUACAUGAAGAUAGUAUAAGGGCAUCAUAGCAUUGCCUCAUAAACCCUACAGCUAGCCCGGCAUCCUUUCAUGCCAUUAUCAAAAGCAUGGCAAUCAAUAAGGAAAAAGUGCCAGUGACCAUAGGGAUAGGAAGUGAUAGAAUAUUGUAAAGUCAAGUGCACAAGACUCAGUGGAAACCUCACACCUAGUAAACUGAUUUGACCUUGGUGCUAGGAACACGCACACUGAUGAGGGUGAGUCACACAACUAUGUGCUGCCACUCCCACCCAGACAGAGUCCUUUCUUUACUUUUCUAACAGGCCCUUCUUGUUUGAACCACCAAACUCAUUAUUUAGUUUUCUCAGAAGGCACGAGGCUACUUUUAUCCUGAAUGCAGGUCUCUGUUCCCAAAUAGUAAAGAAUAUUCAGUUUUCUAGAAGUUUCCUAUGAAGGCAAGGGCAGCUGUGGCCGCUGGGCUACUUUCUCCUGGUGCGUCGCCUUCUCAAUAAAAUAUAUUUGCAGGGCAUUUGUCUCUGGCAGAUUUAUACCGCCGGCCAGGAAAGGUAGAAGGACUGAGAACCAAAUGCCUGUUAGGGAUUCAAGUCAAACCUUUCUAGAGAACUCUGACAUCUCCACUCCAGAACAAAAGCAAAAUGUUAAAAGGAAAACAUCAGAAAUGCAAUUUUAAUCCAUGGGUUCAUUUCCUUAUCAGUUAUGUGAGACUUUGGCAGUCUUUGUUUGCUAUAAACAUGGCCGACCUUAGGAUGGGCAGCUCUAAAUAGUUGCGGUUGUUUUCCUGCAGGUACUCAGUACCCACACGUUCAACGCAACUUGUACUUGAAUCAGCUCUUUUCCCAACACUAUGAAAUAUUGUCUGGGCAUAUUUUCAGCAGUCAGGAAUGGAAUCCACCUCUAUCAUGUCUCAAAAAAUGAAAUGUAAAGAUCAUCUGCAUUAGGUGAUAGGUUUUUGGUACUACUAGGAAAGAAAUAUCUGUAUUUUUAUUGAAUAUGUACAUAUAACAAAUAAAAUAUGCUACCUAAAUGUCA
This is a messenger RNA of Mus pahari (shrew mouse), 2850 nucleotides long. It is a transcript of the gene Plaat1, whose product is annotated as phospholipase A and acyltransferase 1. The transcript has 4 exons. Gene Ontology annotation, cellular component: cytoplasm. Bases 114 to 617 code for a protein of 167 amino acids. Gene Ontology annotation, biological process: N-acylphosphatidylethanolamine metabolic process. The record is from RefSeq and is a predicted model, not a curated record. Lineage: Eukaryota; Metazoa; Chordata; Mammalia; Rodentia; Muridae. Gene Ontology annotation, molecular function: glycerophospholipid phospholipase A1 activity; A2-type glycerophospholipase activity.